CGCCGACUUUGUCCAUUUCAAUCCUCUUGACCUCACGCAGAUAAUAUAAUCAUACCCCCACUACCCAUCAUGGCGGUCGAGCGAAUCGGAUCCAUCAUCAAGCACCUGGCCCCCGGGUCAUCGCUGAGCAACAUCCAGUCCAAGAACCCCGACGACAUCGUCAUCACAUAUGCCGCUCGGACGCCGCUGACCAAGGCCGGCAAGGGCGGCUUCAAGGACACGAGCCUGGAGUACAUGGUCUAUGCGCUGCUGGAGAAGGUCCGCGAGAGGAGCGGUCUUGACCCUGCUCUCGUCGAGGACAUUUGCCUCGGCAACGUCACCGAUGCCCAGGCCGCCUACAAGAUCCGCACCGCCGCCCUGGCUGCCGGCUUCCCCAACACCGCCGGCGCCAACUCCGUCAACCGCUUCUGCUCGUCCGGCCUCAAGGCGAUUGCGGACAUUGCGCACUCAAUCUCCAACGACUCCAUCUCGAUCGGCAUUGCCGUGGGCGCCGAGAGCAUGACAAACGGCCGCCCCACCGAGGAGCUUGACGAGGCCGUUCUGAAGAAGAGCCAGGAGGCCCACGACGCCGUGCAGCCCAUGGGCUGGACCAGCGAGAACGUCAGCAAGGACUUUGGCAUCGACCGGGCCACCAUGGACAAGUACGCCGCCGAGAGCUUCCAGCGAGCCGAGAGGGCGCAAAAGGCCGGCCUCUUUGACGACGAGAUCGUGCCCAUCACCACGCAGGUCAAGGACAAGGACGGCCAAGUCCAGGAGGUGACGCUGACCAAGGACGACGGCAUCCGCCCCGGCACCACGGCCGAGGGCCUGGGCAAGAUCCGGGCCGCCUUCCCGCAAUGGGGACCGACCACGACGGGCGGCAACGCCUCGCAGGUGACGGAUGGCGCCGCGGCCGUGGUGCUGAUGAAGCGGUCGACGGCCAUCAAGCUGGGGCUGCCCAUCAUGGCCAAGUACGUCGGCUCGACGGUGGCCGGCGUGGCCCCGCGCAUCAUGGGCAUUGGCCCCAGCGUCGCCAUCCCCAAGCUGCUGUCCAUCUACAACAUCAGCCUCAACGACAUUGACGUGGUCGAGGUCAACGAGGCCUUUGCCUCCAUGGCCGUGUACUGCCGCGACAAGCUGGGCCUGGACUGGGCCAAGAUGAACCCCAAGGGAGGCGCCAUUGCGCUGGGCCACCCGCUGGGAGCGACGGGCGCCCGGCAGGUGGUGACGGGCCUGAGCGAGCUGCGGAGGACCAAGAAGAAGAUGCUGCUGACGAGCAUGUGCAUUGGCACCGGCCAGGGCAUGGCUGGUCUGUUUGUCAACGAGCAGGUGUAAGGGGGGAUGGGAGAGUGUACUUUCAUGUUGUCAUGUAUACUACCUAGGUCACUCGAUGUUUUUACGGCUGU
This is a messenger RNA of Trichoderma reesei QM6a, 1385 nucleotides long. RefSeq names its product 3-ketoacyl-CoA thiolase-like protein. The coding region runs from base 70 to 1314 and encodes 414 amino acids. Gene Ontology annotation, molecular function: acetyl-CoA C-acyltransferase activity. Gene Ontology annotation, cellular component: peroxisome. The transcript has 3 exons. The record is from RefSeq and is a predicted model, not a curated record. Lineage: Eukaryota; Fungi; Ascomycota; Sordariomycetes; Hypocreales; Hypocreaceae. Gene Ontology annotation, biological process: fatty acid beta-oxidation; phenylacetate catabolic process.